This is a messenger RNA of Gossypium raimondii (Peruvian cotton), 4502 nucleotides long. Its product is annotated as mediator of RNA polymerase II transcription subunit 33B. The coding region runs from base 239 to 4225 and encodes 1328 amino acids. Gene Ontology annotation, cellular component: mediator complex. Gene Ontology annotation, biological process: regulation of phenylpropanoid metabolic process. The record is from RefSeq and is a predicted model, not a curated record. The transcript has 12 exons. Lineage: Eukaryota; Viridiplantae; Streptophyta; Magnoliopsida; Malvales; Malvaceae.
UUUUAAAUCUCCCAUACACGUUAAAUCUCAGAGGGUGAAAAAAUUUCCUAAGCGAACUUGUCCAUUUUUACCCAUUUAUGUUCUCUUUCGAUCAAGGUACCCCCAUUGAUUAAUAAUCUUGGUCUCAAGUUUUGAUUUUGAAAAAACAGCCGACUCAACUCUCUACUUUAACUGAAUCCACUGUAAGUACAAGCAUAAUCAAGCUCCAUUGCAGCACCAGCUUGCGGCGGCAGCCGGCAUGGCGGUUUCCGUACAGGCGGCGAGUCCGGUAUGGGAGUCGGUGCUGGAGCUGACCAAGUCGGCCCAGUACAAGAACAGAGAUCCACUUCUCUGGGCUGUUCAGCUCAGUUCUAGUCUUAACUCGGCUGGGAUUUCUUUGCCUUCAAUCGACCUGGCUCACCUCCUUGUCUCCCACAUCUGCUGGGAUAAUCACGUGCCCAUCACGUGGAAGUUCCUAGAGAAGGCCUUGACUGUCAAAUUCGUGCCUUCAAUGCUCGUCCUCGCCCUCCUCUCUACCAGGGUCAUUCCAAAUCGUAAGUUUCAUCCUGCAGCAUAUCGGCUCUACAUGGAACUCCUCAGGAGACAUGCCUUCUCACUUCAAUGUCAAAUCAAUGGACCAAAUUAUCAAAAGAUUAUGAAAUCAGUAGGUGAUGUUCUUCAUCUUUCCCAGAUAUUUGGUGUUCAAGUGUCUGAACCUGGUCUGCUUUUAGUUGAAUUUGUUUUUUCAAUUGUAUGGCAACUGCUUGAUGCAUCACUAGAUGAUGAAGGGUUACUAGAACUUACACCAGAAAAGAGAUCAAUAUGGCCUACAGUAACUCAAGACAUGGAAAUAGAUAGCGUUGAUAACUUUAAUGAGAAGAGAAGUGAGCACCAUGAUGUGCUGUGUAAAGGAAACACUACAAUGGCUAUUGAGAUCAUUGGGGAGUUUUUGCAAAAUAAAGUAACUUCAAGGAUUCUUUUCUUGGCACGGAGGAACAUGUCUUCGCAUUGGGGAACUUUCCUUCAGCAAUUAAGAGUUCUUGCAGCAAAGUCAGUGGCAUUGAGGAAUGCAAAACAUAUAACUCCAGAGGCCUUUCUUAAUUUGACGUCUGAUAUGCAUAAAGUUGUGUCUAGGAAAUGUAAAACAAUAUCACAACAGGAGCUUAAUGCUGUCAUUGGUUCUGGGUCUUUAACAACUUCAUCUGGUCAAUAUCACGGGACUAGUCCAUCUGCACAUUGGCUUCCUAUUGAUCUGUUUCUUGAGGAUGCUAUGGAUGGAUCACAGGUGGCUGCAACUGGUGCUGUUGAAAGUCUCACUGGUUUGGUCAAGGCUUUACAGGCUGUAAAUGGUACAACAUGGCAUGAUACAUUUCUUGGUCUAUGGAUUGCAGCUUUGAGGCUUGUUCAAAGGGAAAGGGACAUUAGUGAGGGUCCUGUACCUCGCCUUGACACAUGCUUGUGCAUGUUGUUGUCAAUUACACCACUUGUGGUGGCCAAUAUUGUUGAGGAAGAGGAAAGUGAAUUGAUUGAUGGAUGUGAUUGCAGCCCAACCAAUCAAAUAAAAGAGAAACAAUCCCCAGGAAGAUGUCGUCAGGAUUUAAUUUGCAGCUUACAGAUGUUGGGUGAUUAUGAGGCUUUAUUGACCCCACCUCAACCAGUUCGUUCAGUAGCCAAUCAGGCUGCUGCCAAAGCUAUCAUGUUUGUUUCUGGUCUCACUGUUGGUAAUGGAUACCAUGAGUGCAUGAGCAUUAAUGACAUGCCCAUGAAUUGCUCUGGGAACAUGCGGCAUCUGAUUGUUGAGGCUUGUAUUGCUAGAAAUCUAUUGGACACAUCCGCAUAUGUUUGGCCUGGUUAUGUAAAUGCUCGUGCAAAUAUACCCCGUAAUGUUCCUGUUCAAGUGAUUGGUUGGUCAUCACUGAUGAAAGGAUCCCCUCUAACUCCUACGUUGAUAAAUGCUCUGAUUGCAACUCCAGCUUCUAGCUUAGCAGAGAUCGAGAAAAUAUAUGAGAUUGCAACCAAAGGUUCAGAUGAUGAGAAGAUCUCUGCUGCUAGCAUUCUUUGCGGGGCUUCUCUAGUUCGUGGUUGGAAUAUACAGGAACACACCAUUCUCUUCAUUACAAGCUUGUUGUCGCCACCAGUUCCUGCUGAUUAUUCUGGGAGUGAGAGUCAUUUAAUCAGUUAUGGUCCAUUUUUUAAUAUUCUUCUCGUUGGAAUAUCACCUGUAGAUUGUGUCCAGAUAUUCUCUUUACAUGGCUUGGUUCCACUGCUUGCUGGUACAUUGAUGCCCCUUUGUGAGGUUUUUGGGUCAACUUCUCCCAAUGUGUCAUGGACACUUCCAACAGGGGAGGAGCUGACUAGUCAUGCGGUCUUCAGCAAUGCAUUUACUCUUCUACUGAGAUUAUGGAGGUUUAAUCAUCCACCUUUUGAAAAUGCGAUGGGAGAUGCAACACCAGUGGGAUCCCAACUAACUCCUGAAUAUCUGUUGUUGGUUCGAAACUCUAAAUUAUCAGAUUUUGGGAAAUCACCAAAGGAUCAUAUGAAGCUUAAAAGAAUGUCAAAAAAUUUAAAUAUCUCCUUGGAACUCAUAUUUAUGGAUUCCUUUCCCAAGCUAAAAAGCUGGUACCGGCAGCAUCAAGAGUGUAUUGCUUCCACCCUGACAGGACUUGUACAAGGGACAACUGUCCAUCAGAUUGUUGAUGCACUCCUCAAUAUGAUGUUCAGGAAGAUAAGCAGGGGUGGUCAGUCUUUAACUUCUACAACUUCUGGAAGUAGUAGUUCCCCUGCAUCUGGAGCUGAGGAUGUAUCUAUGAGACUAAAAGUGCCCGCAUGGGAUAUCCUGGAAGGAGCUCCCUAUGUGCUUGAUGCGGCUCUGACAGCAUGUGCACAUGGAAGACUCUUGCCCCGUGACCUGGCAACAGGACUCAAAGAUCUUGCUGAUCUCCUUCCGGCUACCCUGGCAACCAUUGUCAGCUACUUAUCUGCUGAAGUAACACGAGGUAUAUGGAAGCCAGUUUUUAUGAAUGGAACAGAUUGGCCGAGUCCCUCAGCAAAUUUAUUCAUGGUUGAGCAGCAAAUCAAAAAAAUUAUAGCUGCUACUGGUGUUGAUAUCCCAAGCCUUGCCAUAGGGGGGAGCUCUCCAGCCAUGCUUCCUCUGCCCUUGGCUGCCCUUGUUAGCCUCACUAUAACCUAUAAACUUGAUAAAGCUUCUGAACGUUUCAUUGUGUUAAUUGGCCCAGCAUUGAGUUCACUAGCUGAAAGUUGUCCCUGGCCAUGCAUGCCCAUCAUAGCCUCUUUAUGGGCUCAGAAGGUUAAGCGUUGGAGUGAUUUCCUUGUGUUCUCUGCUUCUCGUACCGUCUUCCACCACAAUAUUGAUGCUGUAGUCCAACUUCUUAGGAGUUGCUUCACAUCGAUCCCCGGAUUAAGCCCCUCUACCAUUUACAGCAAUGGUGGAGUUGGUGCACUCCUCGGCCAUGGAUUUGGCUCCCAUUUCUCUGGGGGAAUGUCUGCAGUUGCCCCAGGGAUUCUGUACUUACGAGUGCAUCGAUCGGUCAGAAAUAUCAUGUUUAUGACAGAAGAAAUCGUCUCUCUUUUAAUGUCUUCCGUAAGAGAUAUUGCCAAUAGUGGGUUAUUCAGGGAGAAUUUGGAGAAACUGAAAAAGGCGAAGUUUGGAUUGAGAUAUAGACAAGUUUCUCUUGGUGCAGCAACAACACGAGUCCGAUUUGCUGCAUCACUUGGGGCUUCAUUGGUUUGGCUAUCCGGUGGAUUAAGCUUGGUCCAGUUGUUAAUCCAAGAAACAUUACCGUCUUGGUUUCUAUCAGCCCAUACUCCAGAUCAAGAUGGUGGGGAACCUGGAGGUCUAGUUGCCAUGCUGAGCGGCUAUGCACUUGCAUACUUUGUAGUGCUUUGUGGUACCUUGGCGUGGGGUGUGGAUUCCUCCUCACCGACAUCAAAACGGCGACCAAAGGUCCUUGGGGCGCAUUUGGAAUUUCUUGCGAGCGCAAUAGAUGGAAAAAUAUCACUUGGAUGUGAGUAUGCCACUUGGCAUGCAUAUGUAACAGGGUUUGUGAGCUUGAUGGUAGGUUGUACGAAGAAGUGGGUUUUGGACGUCAAUGUUGAUGUUUUGAGAAGGUUAAGCAAUGGAUUGAGGCAGUGGAAUGAGGAAGAACUGGCUAUCGCAUUGUUGGGACUUGGUGGUGCUGAAGCUACCGCCUCCGCAGCUGAACUGAUUAUUGAAAUUGGACCGUAGACAACUUGUUAGCUACUUAUCCACUUCCAAUUCUAUGCGGCGUUGUUGCUUUCCUAUAAAAGAUCAUAGCAUGAGUUCUAACAGGGGAAUUGACAAACCAAUCUUAUUAACAUUUUGUAAAUAUGGUUUUAAACGUUGUUUUUGUUGGAAAAUCUGAAAGCACUUCGCUCGCUUAUGAAGCUGAAGUUUUAUAUUUCCUUAAGAACGUUGAUACAGAAACAUUCACUCAAAGAUUAAUUGAAAAGAAGUGGAUAUGCAACAUUGCUUACCCUGAAAA